GGUUCAUAAUUUUGUGAAGGAUUUUGAAGAAAAUGAGAGCUAUAGUGGGUAUUGAUGAGAGUGAUGAGAGUUUGUAUGCUCUCCAAUGGACGGUGAAUAACCUUUUCAAUGUGCUGAUCAACAGUGCUGCUGGUGGGGAACGUAAUUUGCUAACCCUGGUUCAUGUACACCAACCAUCCAAGCACUAUGGGGUCGGCCCUUCUGCCUUCCCUGCUGGACCAGGAGUCGCAGCUUAUCCAUCAACUGCGCUGGUGGAUUCUGUAAGGAAAUCUCAAGAACAAAUUUCAGCUCGUAUACUCUCCCGUGCUCUAGAGAUGUGUGACAACAAGAUAAAAGCAGAAACUCUGAUUGUUGAAGGAAAUCCUAAGGAUAAGUUAUGUGAAAUUAGCGAGGAAAUGAAAGUUGACCUCCUUAUUGUUGGCAACCGUGGCCUUGGCAGGAUUCAAAGAGCAUUCUUGGGAAGUGUAAGUGACUAUUGUGCACACUACGCAAAAUGUCCAGUCCUGAUUGUUAAGCCACCGAAAGAGAUGGCCGGCCAGUAAAAGCAAGGAUUAAAAAUGUUGACAUUGAACCUGGAUUUAAUAAUUAAAUUUUAUUGCUUCAUGUCAUCGUCGGUUUUAGGUCGUGUAACUUUUUUAUACCAAAACAAGUUUGUCUUGAGUUUGACACCUAUUCAUAUAUAUAUACAUAUAUACAAAGUUAUAUGUUUGCUUGUAAACCCUAUAUAUAUAUAUAUUUUAAAUUAGUGUGAAUGAAUGGAAAUACGUUGGAGAGUUUUAUAACAUCAAACUUUGAUUUUUUUAUAACAUUAAGAUCUUAAAUAUUACAACGAGGAUUUACACUACGUAAAAUGAAAAAGAAUUUCUUAUUUUUAGAGUGAUUCAUAAUAUACAGGGGCGUAAAGUUGCUUGGUUUGAUUGCCGAAAAAGGUUGAAGAGAUGCUAGAGUAGAAUUUCGCUCUCGUCUUUUCUUGCCCCGUCCUUUUAAAAGAGAUUUAUUUUCAAAAGAUUUAUUGAUGGGAAAGACUUGGUGCGAGCCUUCAAUUUUAAAUUUGAUUCAGAAUGCUAGUUGGAUAUAAUUUUAUUUAGGUUUAGUGAGUAUGGUUUUCAAGGUUGGUAAGUUUGGAAAGUUAGGAUCAUAGAUGUGAUAAUUAUUCUUAAUGUUGUUACAAUGUGCAUUGUCCAUCGAAUAUUUGUAACAACAUAAGCUCUUUCUCUAAUGUUACCCUGAUGAAUGGGUAUAGUAAUUGCCCCUAGUAUAGUGAAGUUUUUCUAGACUUGUAAUAUGAUGCUUCCUCUUUGAUGAGGGCAAAGGUCAUUGUUGCUUGGGCACUAGCGUCAGGGUGCAACUACAAGGGUUGCACGAUCUUUUAAAAAUUUCGAAGCAACACUUUUAAUGGCCAUAAUCUUUUAUUUUUGAUGUGGCGUUGUUUAUCAUUCAAAUGGUUAUAUAGUAUUUGAAGUCUCGUCUUUUUUAUGUAUUCAAUGUUUAGAUAUUUUUUAUAUAUAAA
Messenger RNA from Gossypium arboreum, 1510 nucleotides. RefSeq lists its product as uncharacterized. The record is from RefSeq and is a predicted model, not a curated record. NCBI's taxonomy places the organism in Eukaryota, Viridiplantae, Streptophyta, Magnoliopsida, Malvales, Malvaceae. The coding region runs from base 33 to 542 and encodes 169 amino acids. The transcript has 4 exons.